CAAUUCCAAAGAGAAAGAAAACGAACCGUCUUCUUCUUUUCUUUCCACAGCUCUCCUCUCAUCCCUACCAUCCGUUCAAUGGCCCCCUUCCCUUUGAAUCAACUUUGAGUCCACCCAAAGCGAUUAGGAUUCCAUGUGGGUUUUCAAUCUUCUUCUUCUUCUUUUUGUGAUUUAGUUUUAUGCAUCUUGGCAUUGAACUAUUGAAGAAUAGUCAUUUCUUAAAGGUUCCUGAUCUGGGUCUUUGUUACUUCCCUGGUUUUCUGUGUCUUGCAUCAUCUUAAUUGCUCUCGAGCUCGUGGGUCUUCUAAUUCCCCUUAUUUUUAUUUGUCUUGGUCUUGUUGAAGAACUUGGGGUUAUUUCUUGCAACUUGUAUUUGCGGUUGGACUCGUGAGUACCCGUUGAUUUUUGAUAGUGAGCAGAUGUUAGGUUCAGGGAUGAAUUUGAUCACUACAAUUAUUGGGUUUGGGAUGAGUGCCACUUUUAUUGUGUUUGUUUGCACAAGAAUAAUAUGUGGGAGGAUUCGAGCGUCCGAAUCGAGGCAAAUGUUCGAGAUUGAGUCUAGGAUUGACCUUGAACAGCCAGAACAUCGGAUUAGUGGCCUUGAACCAGUGCUGGUUUCGGCUAUUCCCACUAUGAAGUUCAGCCGUGAGGCAUUUAGUUCUGUGGAAGAUGCGCAGUGCUCAAUAUGUUUAGGAGAAUACCAAGAAAAGGAAGUAUUGCGCAUCAUGCCCAAAUGUGGUCACAACUUUCAUCUGUCUUGCAUUGAUGUAUGGCUAAGAAAACAAUCUACAUGUCCCGUUUGUCGGUUCCCAAUACAAGACUCUUUGGAAACAAAACGUAUGAGACAAUCGACAAUGAGUAUGGUCCGGUCUAUUGAUAGUCCUGAGACCUCAACCGAACACUCUCGCCAAUGGCUACUGCCUGGUUCUGAGCGAUCAGUGGGGAAUGCUAGUCACCAAGGGCAUCUUGACAUAGUUCCUGCAACUCCAGAACUUGCUCCAGGAGAGUCACAAACAAGGCAUUGAUAAAGAAAAGAAAUUGGUUUAGCAAUAUAUUCUCAUCUUGAUUCUUGAAAGCUAUCAUGCUUGUGCUUCAAGCCAAUUACUUCACUUUUGGAGCAUUGAAUUUCCUUACUGGAGUAAGUAUAUACAACUUUAGAUUUUGUGUAUAUCUGUACAUAAAAUUCUUCUGAUCCUUUGUAGCAUGGUACUGAGACCGAGUCCUACUUGUUGUGACACAACCAUAAUAAUCCAGAAAAGUUAAGAAAAAAAAAAAAAAGAUCAAACCAUCUUUGUCAUUUCUUCACACACAAGUGUAGGUAAGAAAAAACUCGUUCAAUUUGGAAUAUUCUUACCCAUACCCAGUUGUAUUUUAUAGUUUGAUUUAUACAUAUAAUCAACAAGAAAUCAAUUGGCUAUAA
Hevea brasiliensis (rubber tree) is the source of this 1420-nucleotide messenger RNA. RefSeq names its product RING-H2 finger protein ATL7. The coding region runs from base 420 to 1025 and encodes 201 amino acids. The transcript is spliced from 3 exons. The record is from RefSeq and is a predicted model, not a curated record. Lineage: Eukaryota; Viridiplantae; Streptophyta; Magnoliopsida; Malpighiales; Euphorbiaceae.